Molecule: messenger RNA, 2297 nt
Organism: Crotalus tigris (Tiger rattlesnake)
Lineage: Eukaryota; Metazoa; Chordata; Lepidosauria; Squamata; Viperidae
Product: alpha-2-antiplasmin-like
Exons: 8
Coding region: 171-1598 (475 amino acids)
Biological process (GO): negative regulation of endopeptidase activity
Molecular function (GO): serine-type endopeptidase inhibitor activity
Source: RefSeq, a predicted model, not a curated record
UUUAACCGGAUACCGGAGAAAGUCAAUAUUUGCCUGCCAGGGGGAGAGGCGUUGCUGCUGGUCCCUGGUUAGGCUGGGGCUCUUCUGCCCCAUUUAAGGGCCAGAGAGGGGCAGUGGCAGAGCUGUGGGGAAAAGCUGCUCAAGGAACAAGCCCCCUCCUCUGCUGCCUGAUGGCUCUGCUGCUCUGGACGCUGCUGGCCACCUGCCUUCCUGCUCUGUGUGCUGGGUCAGACCAGGUCACUGCUGCAGCGGUUCCCCCUGAAGACGGUCUGCUGCUACAGGCGGGAACGGAACCCGGGUCCCAGGGGGCCCUUCAAGGCCCCACAAAGCUGCCUCCCCACUUUCCAGAUGAAGAUGCCGGCCAGGGGGAGACGUUUCCGGACGGCCUCCCCAAUUCUCUCGAGGGAGAGGAGGAGGGGGAGGAAGGCUGCCGGGACUGGGCCCUCUCUGGAAGCGCGGGCCAGAUCGCCUCGGCCAUGAGGGCCCUGGGGGUGGACCUCCUGCGGGAGAUGGAGGCGGAGAAGGGCACGGGCAACACCAUCUUCUCGCCCCUGAGUAUCGCCCUGGCCCUCUCCCACCUGUCCUUAGGGGCUGCCAACGAGACCCAGAAGCACCUCCUGGAGGUCCUGCACAUGGACUCUGUGCCCUGCCUCCACCAGGCACUGCGGGAGGUCACCCAGCAUCUCCACCAGACGGCCCUCAGCAUAGCCGGCCGCCUCUUCCUAAAGAAAGGCUUCCCGGUCAAAGACAAAUUCCUGGAGGCGUCCCAGAGAUUCUACGGAGCAAAGCCAGUCCUCCUUUCUGGGAACAGCACGGCUGACCUGAACGCCAUCAACAGCUGGGUGAAAGAAGCCACCAAUGGGAAGAUCCCCAUCAUGCUGACCGAGCUGCCUCCCAACGUUUUGAUGGUCCUUCUCAACGCGGUCUACUUCCAAGGGUUCUGGAAGACCAAGUUCGACCCCCUCCUGACGGAACGCAGCCUGGUCCACCUGGACAAGGAGACUGCGGUCUCCGUGGAGAUGAUGAAGGGACACAUCUUCCCCCUGAGCUGGUUCACAAUGGAGUCCCUGGAGGCCAAGGUUGCCAAGUUCCCCUUUAAAGGCAACACCUCCUUCGUGGCCAUCGUCCCCAGCCUCGACCAGCAGAAGAACUUCGCCCAGGUUCUGUCUGAGGUCCUCCAGCACAACCUGCAGACGUCGUUCCCCGAGGAGAUGUCCACCAGGGUGAAGAUGCCAAAGCUGAACUUAGAGGACCACAUGGACCUCAAUGAGGUCUUAACUCGGUUAGGUCUUGGGGAGCUCUUUUCUGUCCCAGACCUCAGCCGCCUUGCCGAAGGGCCCCUCACGGUCUCCAGCAUCACGCACCGGGCCGCCCUGGAGCUGUCCGAGGAGGGAGUGAAGGCGGCAGCGGCCACCAGCGUAGUGGGCGUCCGCUCUGCCUCAGUUUUCUCCCUCGACCGGCCCUUCAUCUUCAUGAUCACAGAGGACGUGACGAGCAUCCCGCUCUUCAUGGGCACCAUCCGGAAUCCCCGGCCGGGGGCCCCCGUGGAGAAGCAUGUCCUGCCUGCUAAUCGCACACAUCGCUUCCAGAUGCCCUGAAGGGCCUCAGAGCUGCCUCCCCAGUCCCAGGCAGUCUGGCCUUCCAGAAGACCCCUCCCAGUGGCUGCCCACCCAAACGCAUCACCCUCCCGGCUGGCAUCUCAGGGCGGGGGUGGAUCCCAUCCCAAUCUUGAAAGGGAGAGUGGGGCCCUUCCUUGGCCACUAGCGGGUCCUGGAUGUGGAUCCUGCACCUCAGCUUGCUGGACGCCUGGGCUCCCCUAGGCUCCCCAUCCCUCCACUGGCCUGGCCUGGCCCCACAUUGAUUUCCCUUGGCCCCCCCCUCGCUAGUUUCCUUGGCACCAGGCUGGAGGGAUGCCUCCCCCUCCCCUUUACUCAGACUGAACCCCUCUCUGUCCAAGAAGCCCCUCCUCAGUCCAAGCUGCACAGGCCUAACCCCCUCCCUUCGAAAGACCCCCCCACUACCUCCUGUCAUUAUUUCAGGGGCCCCUGCCUCAAAAAGGAUAGAAUGGCAAUAAUGGCACAACAUCCCUGUGAGGUUGGAAUGCGGACUAAUUAACCGGCUGUCCGGAGAGCCUCCGAGGUCGUAAUCCAAUUCAAAAUUCUCCUUCAUGCUUGUGGAAACAUAGAGUGAAUAAGAUGCGCAGCGGCACAGCUAAAGCCGAAACAAAGAGAGGAUUGUUUUGAGCACUGAGAAUUGGAAGGAAAAUAAUGCAAAAUAAAACUGCAAAUGUUGCAAUG